ACAUCAAGUAUUAUGUGUGGUCACUGGUACAUCCUUCAUGGAGUCUGCACCGUCUGCAAAUCAAGGGUGGACAAAAGUAGCCAAGGCCGAGCAUCCGAUUACCUUUUCGACGGUUUACAGAUAAGCCAAGAAGCUUUAGCGUUAACAAAGCGUCUCACAACGAGAUUCUCUUGUAACAUGAGGAAGCUUCACCUUGUCCUUGACUUGGACCACACGCUUCUCCACUCCGUUUUGGUUGGAUAUCUCUCAGAAGCAGAGAAGUAUCUUAUCAAAGAAGCGGGUUCAACAACAAGGGAAGAUCUAUUGAAGGUGAAUGUCAGAGCCACAUACAUAACCCUUAGAUACUUGACGAAGCUACGGCCUUUUUUUGGCGACUUCUUGAAAGAAGCCAACGAGCUUUUCACAAUGUAUGUUUACACAAAAGGUACUCGGGGUUACGCUGAAGCCAUUUUGAAGCUGAUCGAUCCGAAGAAACUAUAUUUUGGGCAUAGAGUGAUAACAAGAAACGAGAGUCCUGAUAAGAAGACACUUGAUUUGGUUCUGGCUGAUGAACGUGGAGUGGUGAUUGUGGAUGAUACGCGUAAAGUUUGGCCUAAUCAUAAGCGUAACUUAUUGGAGAUUAGCAGGUACAAGUAUUUUAGAUACGAAGGUCAAGAGUCAAAGCCUCAUUCUGAGGAGAAGACGGACGAGAGUGGAAGUAGCGGUGGAUUGGCUGAUGUUUUAAGCUUACUCAAGGAAGUUCACAGUAGAUUCUUUAGGGUCGAGGAAGAGUUGGAGUCAAUGGACGUUAGGUUGCUGCUACAAGAAAUAGAAUUUGAUCGUAUUGACGAUGUAUCUGUAGAAUGA
Messenger RNA from Camelina sativa (false flax), 846 nucleotides. Lineage: Eukaryota; Viridiplantae; Streptophyta; Magnoliopsida; Brassicales; Brassicaceae. The record is from RefSeq and is a predicted model, not a curated record.